Messenger RNA from Amborella trichopoda, 3102 nucleotides. RefSeq names its product pentatricopeptide repeat-containing protein At2g13600. Gene Ontology annotation, molecular function: RNA binding; protein binding. Gene Ontology annotation, biological process: RNA modification. The record is from RefSeq and is a predicted model, not a curated record. NCBI's taxonomy places the organism in Eukaryota, Viridiplantae, Streptophyta, Magnoliopsida, Amborellales, Amborellaceae.
UCUAUCUAAAAACCGCUUCUCUAAUGAAAUGAGGCCCCUCUCUCUAUGCGAGGCAUACAAGUAGAAGCUUAUUUCUGCUAAAUUAUCUCUCUAGAGGCUCCUUCAAACGCACCUCCUUCUCUGUGCAAUUGAGGCCGUUGCCGCUCUCUCGAGGGAACUUCACUUUUUCCCUUGAAGGUGAUCCUAAAUAGGACACUCAGAUUUUUCCUCUCUCAUUCCAUUUAUAUAAGGUUGUGAAUCCCAUAUAUAUUCAUACACUUGGUAGAUCAACAGGUCAGUUGAUCUAAAUUGAAGGGCGGGAUGAAUGGGAAGUAUGUAUCUUGCCGUAGAAGAAGCACCACCGCAUUAGACUCUCUUAACCGCAAGGGGGGCUAAUCAUCUCUCUCCUCGCAGUAAAUUUAGCCAAACGAACACUUCAUUAACAUUUACCCACUCUAUCUGUGAGCUAAGCUAUAGCAGCUAUCAGAAUAGGAAUGGACCAAGAUGAAACCAUGUGGGGUUGUCUUCAAUCCAGCUAAAUCCGAUCAACUAAAAUCUGCUCUCAAAACCUUAUCUUCCACACACCCAUCUUCCUCUUUUAAUGCCUACAGCAAUGCCUGCGCCUCUCUUCUCAAUGCAUGUGCCACCAAUGCCUCCACCAAGCAUGGAAAGGUCAUCCAUGCUCAUCUCACCAAACUUGGCUUUCUCUCUCAUCGCUUUCUCUCUCUAAAACUCCUCAUAAUGUAUGUUAGAUGCAACAGCUUCCAUGAUGCCAAUUCACUUUUCAAUGAAAUGGGUGACCGUUCUUCGGAUCUGAUUGCCUCAAAUUGCAUGAUCUCUGCCUAUUCUCAGAUGGGUCUCUCUGAUCAGGCAAAACGAUUGUUUGAUAAAAUGCCUGAGAGAAACAUAGUUUCCUGGACUGCUUUGAUAACUUGUUUGAUGCAAUGUGGUAAAGUUCAUGAUGCCUGUGAAUACUUUCAUAGAAUACCCACACAAAGCGUGGUUUCUUUUACAGCCAUAAUCAGUGGGUAUGUGCAAAAUGGGUUGCACAUUGCAGCCCUGAAAAUUUUUAGAGAGAUGUACAGAUAUGAAGUGUUGCCUAAUGAUGUAACUUUCAUUUGUAUCAUUAGGGGCUGUGUGUGUUUGAGGUGGUUUAGAGAGGGAAAGUGUGUGAUGGGUCAGAUUGUGAGGCUUGGGUUCCAGUCUUAUCUACCCGUAUCCAAUUCCAUUAUCACUCUUCUUGUUAGGAUGGGUGACAUGGAAUUGGCAAGGAGAGUGUUUGAUGGGAUGGCAGAGAAAGAUGUGGUUUCCUGGACUGCAAUUCUCGACUUGUAUGUAGAGAAGGGAGAAUUUGCAGAGGCCCGAAAGCUUUUCGAUGCCAUGCCCGAGAGAAAUGAAGUAUCUUGGAGUGCCAUGAUUGCUAGAUAUAGUCAGAAUGGUGAAGCUGAUGAAGCUCUAAAACUCUAUGGCCAUAUGGUUAGUGAAGGUUUAAGACCAAAUUUAUCGACUUUCUCCAGCAUCCUAAGUGUCUCUGCUAGUUUAGAAGACCUGAAACUUGGCAAAAAGAUCCAUGGCUAUGUUCUGAAGCUUGGGUUUGACUCCAAUGUUUUUAUUGGAAGUCCACUUAUUGACAUGUACGCCAAAUGUGGAAAAACUAAAGAAGCUAAAAUGGUUUUUGAGAUGAUCCCUGAGAAGAACACAGUGUCUUGGAACUCCAUGAUUGCUGGUUUGAGCCAUAAUGGCUUAGUAGAAGAAGCUUUGCAACUUUUUGAGCAGAUGCCUGAGAGGAAUGUGGUGUCAUGGAAUGCUAUAAUUUCAGGCUACGUGCAAAAUGAGCUCUGCGAGCAAGGAUUGGAGCUUUACUCUGUCAUGGAAACCUCUGGUGAGCUCCCAAACCAAUCGACCUUUUCAAGUGUUCUUCGAGCUUGUGCAAGUAUAGCAUCUCUAGAGAGAGGAAGAAACAUCCAUGGAAAGAUAGUGAAAUUUGGGGUCCAAUACGAUGUUUUCAUGGGAACUGCUCUGACCGAUAUGUACGCAAAGUCAGGAGAUAUAGAAAGUGCAAAACUGGUCUUUCAUAGAAUGCCUGAAAAGAACGAAAUAUCUUUUACAGCCAUGAUUCAGGGGCUUGCCGAUAAUGGAUUUGGAGAGGAGGCUUUGAUCUUGUUUGAAAAGAUGGAGGAGAGUGACAUAGCUCCUACUGAGCUCACGUUUCUUGGGGUUCUUUUUGCCUGUGCUCAUUGUGGGAUGGUAAACAGGGGAAAGCAUUACUUUGAUCAAAUGCAGAGCAAGUAUCAUAUAAAGCCUAAGGGGAAGCAUUAUACUUCAAUGGUGGAUUUACUGGCGAGAGCCGGGCUUUUACAAGAAGCCGAAAAUUUCUUGAGUGAUAUACCAUUUGACGCUGAGGCUAACUCGUGGGCUUCUCUAUUGAGUGCUUGUAAAACUUAUAAAGACCAUGAGAUGGGAGAGAGAGUUGCAGGAAAACUAUGGGAGUUGGAACAAAAUAACUCAGCUGGGUAUGUUUUGUUAUCAAAUAUAUACGCAUCCGUGGGCCAGUGGAGUGAUGUUUCUCGAGUGAGAAAGCUGAUGAAAGAGAAGGGGUUGAAGAAGGGCGGUGGGUGUAGUUGGAUCGAGGUGAAAGACAUGGUGCAUACAUUUUAUGUUGGGGAUAAAUGUCACGAGGAGUCGGAUCAGAUCUUCGAGGUUUUGGACCUGCUGAUAUUGGAGAUGACGGAUCCGUCCUAAUGGAAAAUAGGAGAUUCCUUUGGUUCUAGGGGUUGCAUGGGUGGGUCGACCUGAACCGGGUCCAGGUCAGGGUUCAUGUUUUGGACCAGUGGGUCAAGUCUGGAUCUGAGUCCUGGUUUGGCAUGGACCCUAUCAAGUCGUGUCGGGUUGGGUUCGUGUCCAAGUCACCAGGUCCAAGUCAAGCCUAGAUAAGACCUAGCCGAGUUGGGUCCGGGUUGUGGUCAACCCGGUCCCGACGGAACCUGUUGACACCCCUAUUUGAUCCAAACCUAGGACGUUUUGAUGUAAUCAACGUUUAAGAAUUGAAAUUUGUUGGGCUCACCUAGUCGAGCCUUCUCGCACAAUUGCAAGUGCGCGUAGUGAAAUCCAGAUUAUAGGACA